Messenger RNA from Drepanopeziza brunnea f. sp. 'multigermtubi' MB_m1, 1365 nucleotides. The record is from RefSeq and is a predicted model, not a curated record. Lineage: Eukaryota; Fungi; Ascomycota; Leotiomycetes; Helotiales; Drepanopezizaceae.
AUGAGCAUGAGAACCACCGGCAGCCGCCUCCUCGAGUACCGCAAUGUCCGACCACGCUGGGUUAUGAGAAGACUCAAGCUCCUCCGAACCUCCAAAGAUGAAAAGAUCCUGGCAAACCGUUCGAAAGACGGUCCAUUCGACAGUCUCGCCAUGUCACGUGCCACCCAGAAACAAGGCGGCACCAUUAGCAUCGGGCUCGUCCUCAGUCGAGAAAGCGGGCGGCGAGCCCACCAGCUGCGAUCUCGUUGCAUCGAAAUGCCCCUGGGCAAGACUGCGACUUUCCGCAUCCCCCUGUUCAAGCCGAUCCCGGCAGCACCGAUCUCCCUCCGUCUGUACGAGACCAUGAAGCUUCUCAGUACAUCCAAGACGGUGUUCGAACUCGAGGUCGAGGCCCCGUAUGUUGCUGGGUGUCUUGUGGGGUUUACCACGAAGCAGGAUCCGGGUGUUCAACGAUUACAGCACAAAUUCAUGCACGCGUUCGCGAUCGGGGCUGCCACGGACGGUGAAGGGAAUCCUAUAGCCUACACCCUCGACCCCAAACUCACAAUUGCAAAGUUCCCGCUUGGCGCAAAGGCUUUUGUCAGAUGUCUUGAGCACGCCAAGGAAGAGUAUCAAAUCGGUAUUCAUCCUCUCACAGUUACAGCUCUCUGCUUCAGGUACUCGCCUGCGAUGAGAGGAAAUAUCAAAUGGGACCCGCAUCAUAUCAGCCGGCAAUGGUUCGACUUCCCUCUUGUGGGCGCGGACAAAGUCGAGGCUCGACAUCGAGAAUAUAUGGCGUUCAAAGGUAGAUUAGCGGCUCACAAGGAGGAGAUUAAGGAGAGGUUGAAGGCUCAGGAGGAGGCUCAGACGGUCUUUAAGGUCAUUGGGCCUGAGAAAGCUCCAGAAGCGCUGCAAGAGCGACCCAAAGUCCCAGUGGGACUGUCGCGAGAUAUCGCCAAGUAUUUUAGGAUGACGCAGGAGGAGGCAAGAGUGGCUGCUGGGUUGCCGAUCGAGCGGCAUUGGCUUCUGCCUGUUCGCCAAUUGACACCAGUUCAGGACCUGGGGUCUAGCUUUCGGCGCGAGCUGGACCAUACCUGCGGUUCUAUGGCCAGUUCUACGACCGUUGCUCUGAAGAUGGGCACAGGAGACGAGAUGCCAGGAUAUAACGAAGUCCUUCGCAAAGUAACACUCACGCCUCACUCAACAGAAAACAUCGAGGUCGAGGUCGAGGCGUCCGAGCAAAUCUUGUACAUCAUCUUGUUCUUCGUGCACGUCAACAUGCGUUCCUGCGAGUAUUCAAAAGAAAGACGCCCGAGAUCCGAUGCAGCUUCUGCUCCCCAGCGAACGAGCGAAUAUUCCGGGCCUCAGUCCCAAUUUUCAGAUUGA